Molecule: messenger RNA, 1782 nt
Organism: Carassius auratus (goldfish)
Lineage: Eukaryota; Metazoa; Chordata; Actinopteri; Cypriniformes; Cyprinidae
Product: leucine-rich repeat transmembrane neuronal protein 4-like
Exons: 3
Coding region: 1-1725 (574 amino acids)
Molecular function (GO): protein binding
Source: RefSeq, a predicted model, not a curated record
AUGAAGCUGUGCAUAAUGGAUCUGCGCACCCACUCUGUCAAUUGCAAACCUGUGCUCUCUAGGGUGAAUGCUAAAACUGACCUCAAAUGUUGUCUGUCUGUGUUCUGUCUGUAUCUCUCCACAGGGCCCUUACUCUGGGAAGGGCGCCUGUCAUGUUUUCUUAUCCAUGCUUCUGUUCUCCUGCUGCUCAGCAAGGGGGAACGGAUGUGUCCUGUGCAUUGCCGCUGCGAAGGAAAGAUUGUUUACUGCGAAUCAGGCGCCUUUCAAGACGUCCCGGAGAACAUCUCUCUAGGGUGCCAGGGUCUGUCCCUGCGGUACAACAGCCUCCUGUUGUUGCUACCUUACCAGUUUGCUCACCUCAACCAGCUGGUCUGGCUCUACCUUGACCACAAUUCCAUCAACGUAGUGGAUAGACUGGCUUUCCAAGGACUCCGUAGGCUAAAGGAACUAAUCUUAAGCUCUAACAAGAUUGUGCAGUUGCAAAACAGCACCUUUGAGAGUGUCCCAAACCUUCGCAACCUUGACCUGUCCUACAACCAGCUGCAGGACUUGAUGCCGGGGCAUUUUUAUGGACUACGCAAACUUCAGAAUCUUCACCUGCGAUCAAAUAACAUCAAUACCAUCCCUGUCCGUACUUUUAUGGAAUGUCGAAGCCUGGAGUUUCUAGAUUUGGGUUAUAAUCGCCUAAGGACUAUAACUCGUACGACCUUUCUGGGACUGCUCAGGCUGACAGAACUUCACCUUGAGCACAAUCAAUUUUCUAGGAUUAACUUUUUCCUAUUUCCACGCCUCUUAAAUCUGCAGGCACUUUAUCUGCAAUGGAAUCGCAUACGGACAGUCGUCCAAGGUUCGCCUUGGACUUGGCACACUUUACAGAAAUUGGAUCUAUCAGGCAAUGAGAUUCAAGUUUUGGAUCCUGCUAUUUUUAGGUGUUUGCCAAACUUGCAUAUGCUCAGUCUGGAGUCUAACAAGAUCAGCAACGUGUCCCAGGAAGUUGUUUCAUCAUGGAUCUCAAUUAGCACUAUCAACCUGGCAGGAAAUAUAUGGGACUGUAGCUCUAGUAUUUGCCCCCUGGUGUCUUGGCUGAGGAAUUUCAGGGGAACUAGAGAUGCCAGCAUUAUUUGCAGCACUCCCAAAUCCCUUCAGGGGGAAAGAGUCAUGGAUGCAGUGAGGAACAACUCAGUGUGUGAGGAGAUCCAAAUCACCACUACAACCCCACGCACCACAACUAGACAGCUUUCUCAAGUUACCCACAUACAAAGACUCACCCCAAAGGAUUUAUUUCCUGUUCAGUCCAACAAUGAAUUCCUACAACCCCUAACGGUAACACCUACCAGCCUACCCUUCACCCCCGAACCCGAGUUUGAGCAUAUGACCUUCCACAAGAUCAUCGCCGGCAGCGUUGCCCUAUUUCUCUCAGUGUCUUUAAUCCUGUUAGUGAUUUAUGUGUCAUGGCGACGAUACCCUAACAGCAUGAGGCAACUCCAGCAGCACUCUAUUCGACGCAAGCGCAGGAAAAAGACUCAAGAGCCUGAGCACAACAUCAACUCUCAACUGCAAGAGUACUAUCUAAGCUACAACCAUGCCAAUGCUGAGACCAUGGACUCUUUGGUUAACGGGGCAUGCACCUGCACCAUCUCGGGCUCCAGAGAGUGCGAGAAUGCAUACAUGUAUCCCAGACCACUUCCAGGGGCCUGGAUGGGAGACAUAUCUACAAUUCACUGAGGGGCCCGUGAGAAAAUGCACCACUGCCCAUUAUGAUUUGCAGCGGCUCAGAUAAAG